This is a messenger RNA of Cydia pomonella (codling moth), 2476 nucleotides long. RefSeq names its product polycomb group RING finger protein 3 (gene l(3)73Ah). Lineage: Eukaryota; Metazoa; Arthropoda; Insecta; Lepidoptera; Tortricidae. Gene Ontology annotation, cellular component: PRC1 complex. The transcript has 5 exons. The record is from RefSeq and is a predicted model, not a curated record. The coding region runs from base 124 to 804 and encodes 226 amino acids. Gene Ontology annotation, biological process: regulation of transcription by RNA polymerase II.
CAAAACGUAAUGUGAAGUGUUGAGUUGACUGAUCGAGAGAUUCGCGUUUAUGUUCUAAUUUUUUUGUUUUAGAUUAAUUUAAGUUAGUUUAAUAAAUGUUUUUAGCACAGUAGUAGUCUUAGGAUGACCAUGGAAAGGAGGAUAAAGCUGAAAACCCUUAACAGCCACAUAACUUGCAAGAUUUGCCGCGGAUACUUCAUAGAUGCUACCACAGUCACCGAAUGCUUACAUACGUUCUGCAAAAGCUGCUUAGUGAAACAUUUGGAGGAGAAUAACACAUGUCCAACAUGCGACAUCGUGAUACACCAGUCGCACCCACUGCAGUACAUCAGCUUCGACCGCACCAUGCAAGACAUUGUCUACAAGCUUGUACCAGAUUUGCAAGACAAUGAGCUCAAACGCGAGCGAAGUUUCUACCGCGUGCGGAACCUGCCAUGCCCCAAGGAUGCUGCAUUGGCUCUGGGAGAUAAGGGCGGUGCAGGUGAAGAGCCUGAACAGCCUGACAACACAGACAACCAUAGGAAAGAUGAACAGGUUAACGUCUGCCUGGAGUGUAUAUCAACAUCGCUCCGGACGCUGAAGCGCAGCUUCAUCCGCUGCUCCGCUCAGGCCACCAUUACGCACCUCAAGAAGUUUGUCGCCAAGAAGGUGCUCAAUGGCAUGGAGAAGUAUAGAGAAAUUGACAUCCUAUGUAACGACGAGCUCCUCGGCAAGGACCACACGCUGAAGUUCGUGUACGUGACCCGCUGGCGGUUCCGAGACCCGCCGCUGCGGCUCCAGUACCGGCCCAAGAUAGACCUCUAGCGAUGUGUGAUCCUUACAGUGAGACGAAUACUGCAACUUAGCACCUACAACAUUGAAUUGACCUUAUGUCUUUGCGAUAGAGUUUACAAUAGUAAAAGGUGACCACACGCUGAAGUGUACGUGACUCGCUGGCGGUUCCAGAGGGCCUACCGCGAACCACGUUCGACGUGUUGCCUCUCUGUCGCACCUGUAACUUUGUACGUAAGUGUGACAGGGAGGCAACACAUGGAACGUGGUUCGCGGUAGGCCCACAGUACCGGCCUAAGAUAGACCUCUAGCGUUGUGUGGUCGUUACAGUGAGACGAGGAGCUCCACGUGGUCGGUUAAAUAAUGUUAGUACAAUAACAAAAAUCGACAUAAUUUAGCAUAAAGGACCCACCAAAAUGUGUAAAUAAAAUGUGAACUCUCUAUCGAAAAGAUAAAAUUUUUGAAGAUGGAUCCUUUUCGCUAAAUUACGUCCUUCAAAUUGUCCAAACUGCUAAUAGACAAAUUGUAAACAUUAAUGUCAAAGAUAAAAGUUUCAUCCAUGGUCAGAUAAAUGUGUUGUUGUCUAGUACAUGCACCGGAGCACAGAAUAAAUAAUAUCACUACCGUACAGAAAGGAAACUACCUACAAAGCCGAAGUUUGACAGCGAUUCAGGGACGAAUAAUGCUAUCCCUUUCUAAUGUAUGGCACUAUCCCUUUCGGCUAUUUAGGGUUGUCAAAUGUAAUUAUCUUAUCUGUGGUCGUGCAGGCAAAGGAACGUCAAGUUUUUUAAUUGCUCGGAGCAUUGCUGUGCCGAACGGAGCUGAGAACGGCCGAACGCUGUAGUUUCCUCCAACUGACCGAAGAGUAUUUUUUGAAAUGUGGUGUGAUGUCAGUUUCAAACGAAGGAUCAUUCUAAUACCAUACCUAUUUGUAAGUAGUAAUAGAAUUUGUACUUUGAAAAAUGCACUCACUUGAAUUUUUUGAUGAUCAAUGUUCUCGUGUUGUCUGUCAGUUUUUAAUGAGUUUCAAAUUUAAUGGAAACGAAUAUGAUUACUUUAUGAACAAAUUAACAAAUAUUAUAGAUUAAUUGAUGGUUUUAUGAAUUGAUGGAUAAUAUUAACGAAUCUUACUAUUUAUUCAAUUUUAAAAUGUGAUGGCCGGAAAAACCUCCCUCUUUGUCGCUUGCCAUAAGGACGCCUUGUCAGGUUAUUCGUAUAAAGAUACAAGCUAAUCUCGUCCUUAUGGCAAGCGACAAACUGGGACUUUUUUCCGGCCGCGGUCACAAACAUGCUAAUACAAAUUGAUGUAAUGUUAAUUUAGUUACCUUAACAGUUUGCAGCCAAGAAUAAUUAGAAUUAUUUUAGUACAUUUUAUUUCUAACUAGAAUGCAAUUUAAUUUCGUGUAUAAGGUCAAAAUAAAAUACUAUACAUGUUUUUAUUUUAGGUUGUUAUUAUGUUUUAGUUAAUUUGUUAUGCAUUUAGUUUCUUCCUUUGACAUGAGAGGGGUAUUUUCUCAUUUUAGCCGGUUUUUUUAUAACGACAAACCACGUAUCCGGAAGGUUUUCUUUCUUUUUAUAAUUGACUGGAACAUUUUUAGAUUAAUUCAAAUUUUCCUUUAAUUAGUCUAAGUAAGCAAAUGAUUUAUUUAAAAUGAGGAGCAACUUUAUGUGAAUUAAUUGAAAUAUAUUUAGUUUUAAUGUUUAA